GACGCAUGCAAACAGGAAGUACGUAACAGCUGUGCUUUGACAUUACUGCCUGUGAUAUGGCGCUGCCCGCGGUUAGGAUGCUGCUCGGAGGCUCUGGGGUCAGGAAACUCCUGCUCUUGUCCAGUGUAAAGGCGCAGCUGCUGAACACUCCUGUUACACUGGCAUACUCCGCAACUCCCUGUCGCUGCAUGAAAUCUGGCCACACCUACCUUCCAAAGAGUCUCCGCUUCUUCGCAACAAGAUCUUCCAGCUCAGUGUCCUCUGCAGCAGAGUCGAGCGAAGACACAAUCCUCAAAUGGAUCCUCCUGCUCAUCCCGGUGGCCACUUUCAGCUUGGGGACUUGGCAGGUUAAGAGGCGCAGCUGGAAGCUGAAUCUAAUACAAGAGAUGGAGACUCGAGUUUCUGGAAAGCCAAUACCACUCCCAACCGACUCCAUGGAGCUUAGGGAAUUGGAAUAUUGCCCUGUGAAGGUCAAAGGUCACUUUGACCACUCCAAGGAGCUGUACAUUUUACCUCGAACCCUGGUGGAUCCAGAGAGGGAGGCUCGGCAAGCCGGCCAAUUGGCAUCAAACACCCAGAGCGGCGCCCAAGUGAUAACGCCUUUUUACUGCACUGAUCUUGGAAUCACUAUCCUGGUGAAUAGAGGAUUUGUCCCCAAGAACAAGGUCAAUCCGGAAACUCGACCCAAGGGGCAGGUUUCCGGAGAAGUGGAGCUGGUAGGAAUUGUUAGACUCACAGAGGCGCGAAAACCUUUUGUCCCACAUAAUGACCCCACGAGGAAUCUGUGGCAUUACAAGGAUCUUGCAGCAAUGGCUCAGGUUGUUGGAGCAGAGCCAAUACUUAUAGAUGCCGAUCGAGGUAGCACAGUCCCAGGAGGACCUAUUGGAGGACAAACUAGGGUGACUUUAAGAAAUGAGCACAUGCAGUACAUUGUUACAUGGUAUGGAUUGUGCGCAGCCACCACUUAUCUAUGGUGCAAGAAGUUCUUAAUGAAAGUAGCUCUGUAGCUCUGUUCCAUCAGCAAUACAGAAAAAACAUCCAAUAUAUCGCAGGACAUCGUGAUGACUCUUUCCAGGAGUUACAUGUUCAGACAGCCACAGCCUUAUUAGCAAGAUAAAUGUACCCCAUGAGGCUUCUGGAAAUGGGCUCCUUCAUGAUUUCUAAUACAAGCUGAACUGUGUGUCUAAUUUUAAGCACUUACUGAACUAGGUGUUGAAUGAGGGCUCUUUUAUAAAGUAUCAAACCACACUUUAAUAAACUAGUGCAGUCUUUUGUUAA
Messenger RNA from Xenopus laevis (African clawed frog), 1278 nucleotides. It is a transcript of the gene surf1.L, whose product is annotated as SURF1, cytochrome c oxidase assembly factor L homeolog. The record is from RefSeq and is a predicted model, not a curated record. The transcript is spliced from 9 exons. Gene Ontology annotation, biological process: mitochondrial respiratory chain complex IV assembly. Bases 57 to 1007 code for a protein of 316 amino acids. Gene Ontology annotation, cellular component: membrane; mitochondrial inner membrane; mitochondrion. NCBI's taxonomy places the organism in Eukaryota, Metazoa, Chordata, Amphibia, Anura, Pipidae.